CCAGGACUUGUAACCGAUAUCGUACUAGUGUAUCUAUAAGGAGUCGAAUGACUUCCGAGCCACGUCUAGCCAGGAACCGUGUCCGAAUCUUAAUGUUUUGACGGGCGCCUAUGUAUCAUCUGUGACGAUUGCAGCUACCUUCACCAUCCUGCCAUCCAGCACUAGCGGCAGCUGACUCCCUAGGCCUCUUUCUCUUACCCGUCCUUGAGCGUAUGUCUGUAUCAUGGCGACUGUAACACACUAUAUCUACUCGCACUACGAUCCUAAAGACCGUUCCAAGCUCGAGAGACAAACAGGACAAGUUGAAAGUGGAGUUUCAGAAGAGGUCCACGAAUCUGAACAUGAAGAGGACCCAUGGCAAACGGAAUCGUCUUUCAGCGCACAACGUCGUAUUGCUUUGGCACCUCGUUUUGUCCCAGCAAUUGUCUCUUACGAUGAAAUCAAUGACAUGAUUGGGGUGCCUCACGAUCUAUUCAAGCCGCCACCUCCGAAACGAGGUGACGAUGUUGCAGAAUGGUAUCGGUCUCUAACGCGGUCUGGCACUACUACCCCGGUCUCAUCGACAGAACGUAGUACCCCUGAUGCUGGGAGCGAAUCUACGAGGCCUACUACGCCGACACCAGUCGAGGCUAAGGGCAAACAUCGACCGAGCAAGAAGGAUUGGUUCAUUUCCAGGGUUCUGAAUGCGGAGCCGUCAGCAACACCUCCUACAACACCUCCUACUACAACACUCGCAGAUAUCCUCUCGCGAGAACCACUUCCGUCCGAGAAACCUCUAGCUCCUCCUGUUUUUCUGGCUAUUGGCCCCUCUAACAAAGGGUUUGAGAUGCUACAGCGUAGCGGGUGGAGCGAAGGCGAGACUCUAGGUGCUCAUGUAGUCCGGCGAGCUACGCCAUCGACUUUCAAAUCUAAGCGGACUAUCAAGAGGGAGGAGGGUGAACUUCCCAUAAAGCACGAAGAACGAGAGGUUCGGUACGGUACAGACGGAGAAGUGAGCGAGAUGCGCAAAGUUGAGGUGGUAGACUUGACAUUAUCCGAUGAAGAAGAGGAAUCUGUGGAGGAGGCGACCACGCCAACAGAGACACCAAAGCCUGAGGAUCUUCCUUCAGAACCUGCUGGCAAGGCACUGCUUACGCCACUUCCUACUAUUCUCAAAUCUGACCGCCUUGGAAUCGGUCUGAAAGCCAAGACAGCCGGUCCUUAUAAAGGUUCAAAGAAACGCGUCACACAUGGUCAAGCCGCUCUUGCGGCACACACUCGCGCCGCUGAGGAGAUGCGUCUGAAGAAGAGGAAGAUGGGCAGAGGCGCUAGGGCUUUUGCACGACAAGCGAGAGCAGAAUCGGAACAACGGCGACAACUGCUUGCUCGUCUCCACGAGAGGUAAGACUUCGCAGUGUAUGGUCAUCCGGACAUUUGCUCCAAGCUAUGGCUGCACCAGUGAGUUGUCAUCGCGUGAUCAAUGUCUCUGUUGUACUCUGAUCAUCCUGUCUCCCAAGGUGAUUGCAAUAUUUCGGUGACUCGGCGCCGUUCAGUGACUCCAGUCCGUAGGUUCCACAUGCGAGUCCGGUUUCAACGUAAAUAGACAUCAUCGGCGUUUAUGGUUAAUCAAAUCGCACAACACCCCUCACACACCGCGUCGACUCGUCGAUAUACCCAUCCGUGGAUUUGGACGAUGUUCUAUAGUACAGAGAGGUUGAACUUACGCUCAUAUAAGGAAUCUGAUUUGGAGCGG
Messenger RNA from Somion occarium, 1732 nucleotides. Lineage: Eukaryota; Fungi; Basidiomycota; Agaricomycetes; Polyporales; Cerrenaceae. The record is from the annotation of a GenBank genome assembly.